Molecule: messenger RNA, 2521 nt
Organism: Drosophila bipectinata
Lineage: Eukaryota; Metazoa; Arthropoda; Insecta; Diptera; Drosophilidae
Gene: Cyp18a1
Product: Cytochrome P450 18a1
Biological process (GO): xenobiotic metabolic process
Cellular component (GO): cytoplasm; intracellular membrane-bounded organelle
Molecular function (GO): heme binding; iron ion binding; oxidoreductase activity, acting on paired donors, with incorporation or reduction of molecular oxygen, reduced flavin or flavoprotein as one donor, and incorporation of one atom of oxygen
Source: RefSeq, a predicted model, not a curated record
ACAAAAAAGUCAUCAACGGAAACCAAAAAUAAAUCUACAAAAUAAACCGCAUUUUUUUUUUUUUUGGCCCAAAACAAACAAUUUUUUUCAAGUGUAUCAAGCAAACAAAACUAUUACCAAUGGCCCUAAAGUGCAGCAAAUAGAGACACACAAGAUCAGCCAAAAAAAAAAAUCCAAUUUUUUUUUCCAAAACUUGAGAUUUUUUGAGAAAAAUUUCAAAGAAAAGCCCAAAGAUCUGAGAGGAAAAGGAAGAAAAGUCCUGCCAAAAUGUUAGCCGAUUCGUACCUGAUCAAGUUCCUGCUGCGGCAACUGCAAAUGCAACAGAAGGACGAUGCCCAGCACCUGCUGCUGGUCUUUCUGGGCCUCCUCACCCUGGUCACCGUGCUGCAGUGGCUGCUCCGGCACUACCGGGAACUCCGGAAACUGCCACCCGGACCAUGGGGCCUGCCCGUCAUCGGUUACCUGCUCUUCAUGGGCAACGAGAAGCACACCCGCUUCAUGGAGCUGGCCAAGCAGUACGGUUCCCUGUUCUCCACCCGGCUGGGUAGCCAACUGACCGUCGUCAUGAGUGACUACAAGAUGAUCCGGGAGUGCUUCCGGCGGGAGGAGUUCACCGGCCGUCCGGACACCCCCUUCAUGCAGACCCUCAACGGUUACGGCAUUAUCAACAGCACUGGAAAACUUUGGAAGGAUCAGCGCCGCUUUCUGCACGACAAGCUCCGCCAGUUCGGCAUGACCUACAUGGGCAACGGCAAGCAGCAGAUGCAGAAGCGUAUUAUGACCGAAGUCCAUGAGUUUAUUGGACAUCUGCACGCCAGCGAUGGUCAGCCCGUGGACCUUUCGCCGGUCAUCUCCGUGGCGGUCAGCAAUGUGAUUUGCAGCCUCAUGAUGUCCACUCGCUUCAGCAUCGAUGAUCCCAAGUUCCGGCGCUUCAACUUCCUCAUCGAGGAGGGUAUGCGGCUGUUCGGCGAGAUCCACACCGUUGACUACAUCCCGACGAUGCAGUGCUUCCCCAGCAUCUCCACCGCCAAGAACAAGAUUGCCCAGAACCGGGCCGAGAUGCAGCGCUUCUACCAGGACGUCAUCGAUGAUCACAAAAAGAGUUUCGAUCCCCAUAACGUCCGGGACCUGGUGGACUUCUAUCUCUGCGAAAUCGAGAAGGCCAAGGCCGAGGGAACCGAUGCCGAGCUCUUUGACGGCAAGAAUCAUGAGGAGCAACUGGUCCAGGUGAUCAUUGAUCUGUUCUCCGCCGGCAUGGAAACCAUCAAGACCACCCUGCUCUGGAUCAACGUCUUUAUGCUGCGCAAUCCCAAGGAGAUGCGUCGGGUGCAGGACGAACUGGACCAGGUGGUGGGACGUCAUCGUCUGCCCACAAUCGAGGACUUGCAAUACCUGCCCAUUACCGAGUCGACCAUUCUUGAGUCGAUGCGCCGCUCCAGCAUAGUUCCCUUGGCCACCACACACUCGCCCACAAGAGAUGUGGAACUCAAUGGGUACACCAUACCGGCCGGCUCACAUGUCAUCCCGCUGAUCAACAGCGUCCACAUGGAUCCCAAUCUGUGGGAGAAGCCCGAGGAGUUCCGUCCCUCGCGGUUCAUCGAUUCCGAGGGCAAGGUCCGGAAGCCUGAGUACUUUAUCCCCUUCGGUGUGGGCCGACGCAUGUGUCUGGGCGAUGUCCUGGCCAGGAUGGAGCUCUUCCUGUUCUUCGCCUCGUUCAUGCACUGUUUCGACAUUGCCCUGCCGGCGGGUCACUCCCUGCCCAGUCUCAAGGGCAAUGUGGGCGCCACCAUCACGCCCGAGGCCUUCAAGGUCUGUCUGAAACGCCGGCCCCUCGCCCCCACCGCCACGGAUCCCUCACCGCAUCAUAUGCGUAAUGUUGGAGCCAACUAAGGCGAGUCCUGGAGAGUCCUUGAUGCUGCAGAGCACGGUUUUGUUCCUAACACACAAACAACAAAUCUAAACACUACACAACAUAAAUAAUUCUAAAAAAAAAAAACAAAAAAAAUACAGAGGAAGGCAUUCACGAAAUCCAUCCUCCACCCGGCCUCAUCGUUGAGUUACCAGUUAAACUGUCAAAGGAUACGGACUCCCCGGAGAAUCCUUCGGCUUUUGCUGAGAAACAAUUCUAUUCUGUCACCCCCAAGAAGCUGUGUUCAAUUAAUUUUAAUCGAAACCCCUAGCUGAUACGUUCCAAUUCCAUUGCUAUUGGUUAGCUAGGCCUAAUGUUAAUGUUUUUUUCAUAGUUUUUAAUUGCUAGCUUUAAACUAUUAAUUAUUCAUUAGCUAUUAUUAUUAUUAUUAUUAUUAAUGAUAUCGCUAUUCGUUUAUGCUAUUUGGUAGCUAAUUACUAGUUGGUAGUUAGCUAACGUUCUUGUUUAUUUCAUAGUAUUAGUGCUAGCUUAAUGUCCAAACAACAAACAAACAACAAAACAAACUGUGGUUUAGUCUUACAAGCACACAUCAAAAUAAGCAAAAAAUUUGAAAAUAAAGACAAAAUGUUAUUGAAAAAGAUACAAAAAUAA